AAUUAGCAAAACCUCAGGUCUCCGAAUCACAGCAGCAGGGUGAGGCAAACAUGGUUUUAUCGAACAAGAAGCUGAAGCAACGUCUCAGAGCAGAGUUGGCCGAGUCUUUAGCUGCAUCUGUAGCCAAAUCAGAUUCCAACAACGAUGCCUCCUCCGCAAAUCCAAACGGGGAUAGUCAUUUGCAGCAGCCUAAGCCUAAGCCUCAGCCUCUAAAAGUUCUUUUGGACUCGGCAACUCAAAGGCAGAGAUUGUCCAAACGUGAAAAGCGCAGAAAAACCCUAUCUUUACAAGGUCCCAAGGCGGUACACUGUGAUGGUUCUGAAGAGAAUAUCAGUAAAGGAGGAGGAGGAGGAGAAGAAAAUGGAAUUAAGGAAGCUGGAUUAGACGGUUUAGGGGAUAAGAAGAAGAAGGAGAAGAAAAGAAAGAGAGAAACUAAUGUAGACGAGAAAGAUGGAGUUUUGGUGUCAGAGGAAAAUGGGGUCGAUAAAUCGACUGAGAAGAAGAGCAAUAAGAAGAAAAAGAAGAAUAAGUAUAAGAAGAAGAAUAAUAACAAGGCCAAAGUUAAGGAUGAGGAAGAGAAUGAGAAAGAGAAAGAGAAAGAGAAAGAGGACGAGAAAAUGGUAAUGGAAACGAAUACGAAUCUUCUGAAUGAUAGUCAAAUAAAUGGAAAUGUUACUACAAAGGUUUAUGUUGGAGGAAUUCCUUUCUACUCAACUGAGGAUGACAUUCGAAGUUAUUUUGAAGCCUGCGGCACAAUAACCGAAAUUGAUUGUAUGACAUUUCCAGAGAGUGGAAAGUUUAGAGGAAUCGCCAUUAUCAGCUUUAAGACAGAAGCUGCAGCUAAACGAGCCUUGGCUCUUGAUGGAGCCGACAUGGGUGGACUCUUCUUGACCAUCCAGCCAUACAAAACAAAUCGAACCAACAAAUCAUCAAAUUUUGCUCCACAAUAUGUAGAGGGUUACAGAAGAAUCUAUGUUGGCAAUUUGUCAUGGGACAUCACUGAGGACAAACUAAGGAAUUUUUUCUCAGACUGCAAAAUAUCAUCUGUACGAUUUGGUAUGGACAAGGAAACAAGUGAAUUUCGAGGUUAUGCUCAUGUGGAUUUCGUAGACAAUCUUUCUUUGACAUUGGCACUAAAAUUGGAUCAGAAGCACGUUUGUGGAAGACCCGUGAAGAUAAGUUGUGCAGUCCCCUUGAAGAAAGCAGCAGGGACGGAGUUCUCAAGACCCAUUCCUACAUCUACAGAGAUUACUACAUCAAGAACUGUUUCGGCAACAACAGAAACUACUGCUUCAAGACCUGUUCCGACAACCACAGAAACUACUGAUUUGAAUACUGUAGUGCCUGCUGUUGGUACUGGUAAGAUGAAGAGAAGGACAUGUUAUGAAUGUGGUGAGAAGGGUCAUAUUUCUUCUGAGUGCCCAAUGAAGCAAGCAGCUGUUUCAACAACUACAGAAACUAGUGAUUUAAGACCUGUUCCGACUACCACAGAAACUAUUGAUUCAAGACCUGUUCUGACAACCACGGAAACUAUUGAUUGGAAUAAUGUAGUGCCUGCUGUUGGUACUGGUAAGUUGAAGAGAAGGACAUGUUAUGAAUGUGGUGAGAAGGGUCACAUCUCUUCCGACUGUCCAAAGAAGCAAGCAGCUGUUUCGACAACUACAGAAACUAGUGAUUCAAGACCUGUUUCGACAACCACAGAAACUACUGAUUCAAGACCUGUUCUGACAACCACUGAAACUAAUGAUUGGAAUAAUGUAGUGCCUGCUGUUAGUACUGGCAAGAUGAAGAGAAGGACAUGUUAUGAAUGUGGUGAGAAGGGCCAUAUUUCUUCUGACUGUCCAAAGAAGCAAGCCACUACAGAUUAAACCUGUAUGCCAUCUUUCUAUGUUUUUUUGUGAAACAUAUGUAGGGGAAGCACUUUUCAGUUAGACAUGUAACAUUGUUUUCAAAGUCAGUAUUGUGGCUUAGUUUUUAUUUGACUUGGAGAAAAAAUUUUGUAGCUCUGUAAGUCAGCACAUUUUUUCCCCCUCUUUAUGAAAGUUUUAAAGAAGAAAACUAUUAUCCCAA
Messenger RNA from Cannabis sativa, 2070 nucleotides. RefSeq names its product phragmoplastin interacting protein 1. The transcript has 4 exons. Lineage: Eukaryota; Viridiplantae; Streptophyta; Magnoliopsida; Rosales; Cannabaceae. The record is from RefSeq and is a predicted model, not a curated record. Gene Ontology annotation, molecular function: zinc ion binding; RNA binding. The coding region runs from base 51 to 1868 and encodes 605 amino acids.